GGGCACCAAUACAAGAGCCCACCAACACAUGCGAUCCUUGCUGUCGGCCGGAUAACAUCUGUCUUUUGAAGUGACUGCUGCAUCCAAAACAAUAAUCUUGUGUUUCAGCACCAUAAACAUCACCAAAUCAAUCUGAAGAUGAUAUUUCGAAGUGUGCUCCCGACGAGUCUGUGGCGCCUGGCUGCCAUGGUUGCUCUCCUUGUGGUGGCGGCCCCCAACGGACGCGAUUCGGUUGCCGAUGGCUUCAUCGUUGGUGCCUUCAAGAAAGUGGAGAAAGAUUUUCUAUCGCUGACGAGAAGAGUGACGGCGCGCCACAUACUGGUACCGGACGAGGACGUGGCCAGGGUGUUGAAGCAGAAAAUCAGGGACGAGUGUGUCGACAAAGAACUGUGGGUCAUCGACGCGUUCGAGGUGGCAGCCAGGAAAUACUCCCGAGACGAGACGACGAAUUUCCGGGGAGGUCUUCUCGGAGAACUCGUACCCCAGGGUAAGGACGAACUGCAACCAGAGCGUUGUUGCUGUUGUUGUCGUUGUUGUUUGCCCCGCAUUUGGAUCUAUCGGUUUGUUCUAUGGUGGGGCGUCCGUAUUUUGUCUUACAUUACUUUGACAUGCAUUCGCUUCAAUAUGAAAAGGAUACUGCCGCAGCCCCGAACUCGAUCGGUUGCAAUUUUCUGUGUCUCUCGGCGAAAUAGUCGGUCCAGUGGAAACGGAAUACGGAUAUCACCUCUUGCUGGUAUCGGAACGAACGAAUUGCCCGAAAUUAGACGGGGACAAAACCCGAAUGAUGCAGACGAGGGGGGACGAUGUAUUCGGCACACUCGUCGAAGGAAAGCAAGUCGGAAAGGUCGACAUGCCCGAAUUGCUCAUGGACCAGGUCAAAUUUUGGAGCCUUACUCUGAUAGCGGGUGGUUUGGUAGCCGAAUUGGCCGAAAAACUGGUUUCCAAUCUUUAAAAGAGGUCCAAAAUUAUUGGUUUAGGCAUGGGUGUAUGCUGCUCCUGUUCCAGAAUCUCUACUAGAUUCGCAUGGAAAUAAGAGCUAGUGAUUGCU
Messenger RNA from Pseudo-nitzschia multistriata, 1048 nucleotides. The record is from the annotation of a GenBank genome assembly. Lineage: Eukaryota; Bacillariophyta; Bacillariophyceae; Bacillariales; Bacillariaceae.